Sinocyclocheilus anshuiensis is the source of this 538-nucleotide messenger RNA. Its product is annotated as zinc finger and BTB domain-containing protein 8A-like. The transcript is spliced from 2 exons. The record is from RefSeq and is a predicted model, not a curated record. The coding region runs from base 65 to 391 and encodes 108 amino acids. Lineage: Eukaryota; Metazoa; Chordata; Actinopteri; Cypriniformes; Cyprinidae.
UUAAUUUAUUUCUUGGACUUCCUGUGUGAUCACAUUAAGUCAGGGCUGAAUUGAGUCAAAUGUAAUGGAUAUCCAUCAGGCCUGUAAGCUUGUGUGCCGGAAGUGCAAACGCCAUGUAACUGAAGUCACUGGACGAGUGGUAUGUGAGGGAACCCGCAAAUACAGGCUGUGUGACGUUUGCAUUCAAGAGAGCGGCUACAGUGAGUUGAUCACAGAUGGGACUGAUGGAAAUGAGGAGAAGGAAGGCCUGUUGUUGGGUGUGGAAGAGGACAUGAGUGAGAACAGGCAAAUUGCAUGGGUCAUGGACGACGAUGACCUCGCAGAAGAUUCUGGGGCAGAUCUCAUAAUCCAGGAAGUGGAAGACAGUGACGAGGAAGCCAGUGGAAAGUGAUGACAUGCUUGUGGUUGUGUGUGAAAGGGUGAAUGGGCAAAAGCUGUCUUCCUGGCAGUUUAAAGGCUUGUUAAAAUUUCAUAAGGGAUAUGAUUGUGCGUUUUUGUACAAAUAAAAACAUUUUCUCAUUGAAAAUCUAAAGUAUUG